AUGUUGACAUAUGUUGACUUUCAUACUGCGGAUGUAUCGGUCCUCUUAAGGCCCUACAAACAGAGUUUUCCCGAGCUCUCCACCAGCAGCAACUGGCAUCAUGCUGCCCGCGGGAGCAUCCUGGAUGGCGAUAUCAAGGAUGGGAUCUUCUACGGGGUUGGCACAGACGGUUUGCUCUACCAGCAACCUCUGAAGAGCAUGAGUACAAGCAGCCAUUGGAAGCAGGCUACCAGCAGGGGUGGUGUGAUUUCCAUUGCGAUCCACGAGUCAACAAACCUACUCUAUGGUGCGAACGGGGGGGGCAGUUUGUACAAGAUUCCUUUGAACAAUCUCGCUGGAAAUGGCUGGGUGCACGUGCCCCACAACGGCAAAUGCUACCACAUCACCAUCUCAGGCGAUGACAUCUACUGCAGGGGAAGUUCCAAGGCCGUGUGGUACCAGAAGCUUACCACACUGACAGCCUCGUCGUCAUGGAAGAAGGUGGCCCGGGGCGACGUGAUGUCCGUCUACGUCCCCAAGGCAGCCGCUAAAGCCCUGGACUUCGAGGAAACGGAUUUUGAGAUGGGACCAGACUACACAUCGUAUAUCUACGCCACAGGUACCGACCACACCGUCUUCCGACAGCCGUUGCAGGGGUUAUCGACGGCCGGUACUUGGCAACACGUGGGAAAAGGAAGCAUCAUCAGCCUUGUAGCUGAUGGCGAAGUGCUGAUUGGCAUCGGUACCGACAAACAGCCCUACAAACAGAGUUUUCCCGAGCUCUCCACCAGCAGCGACUGGCAUCAUGCUGCCCGCGGGAGCAUCCUGGAUGGCGAUAUCAAGGAUGGGAUCUUCUACGGGGUUGGCACAAACGGUUUGCUCUACCAGCAACCUCUGAAGAGCAUGAGUACAAGCAGCCAUUGGCAGCAGGCUACCAGCAGGACAUUUAGUAUUCGAGUGACAUCUGCAGAUAUGGAUGUGUAUUUUUGCUUCGGUGGCGAAAGACCGCGAAAGGGCGGCGAAAGGUUCGCGAAAGGCGAGAAAUCCGCGAAAGAUUCGCGGAAGGUUCGCGAAAGGAUUCGGUUCUGGCUGGUGGCGUCGGAUAUCAAUGCAUACAACGCCAGGGGUGGUGUGAUUUCCAUUGCGAUCCACGAGCCAACAAACCUACUCUAUGGCGUGAACGGACAGGGCAGUUUGUACAAGAUUCCUUUGAACAAUCUCGCUGGAAAUGGCUGGGUCCACGUGCCCCACAACGGCAAAUGCUACCACAUCACCAUCUCAGGUGAUGACAUCUACUGCAGGGGAAGUGCCAAGGCCGUGUGGCACCAGAAGAUUUCCCUGUUGACAGCCACUUCGUCAUGGACAAAGGUGGCCAAAGGACCAGUGACCUCCGUCUUUGUUCCCAAGGGGAAGAUCUGCAGCGGCACACUCAUCGAGAAAACUGACGAUUGGGCUUGUGAUAAGAUCACAGGGGUCAAGAAGUGCAAGUCGCAUUACGAGCGAUCUGGGACCAGCGACACCUACAUGCAAUGCUCACCCAGCAGAGCUAUCCCAGGCUCGAAGAUCAUCAACUGCCUUGCCACAACCAUUUGCUCGCCACCCUGAGAUCUUUCCAGAAGGAACAUGAACUGGAACUCAAAAUCCUGCGGAUGACUACAACACCGUCACCACCAGUGUCCUUCUGAUCAGUACUACUCUGGUCAACAGCACCAUCAUCGGCAAUGACUUUCUUUGCCCAGUGUUCAUGACUUCCCAUACCCAAAGACCAUAUGUGGGAAAAUUAAUCGCCUGUGUUGGGAGUCGAAACAGAUGCCCUACCG
Molecule: messenger RNA, 1799 nt
Organism: Cladocopium goreaui
Lineage: Eukaryota; Dinophyceae; Suessiales; Symbiodiniaceae
Source: the annotation of a GenBank genome assembly